Messenger RNA from Saprolegnia diclina VS20, 8848 nucleotides. RefSeq lists its product as hypothetical. Gene Ontology annotation, biological process: calcium ion transmembrane transport. The transcript has 20 exons. The coding region runs from base 51 to 8792 and encodes 2913 amino acids. Lineage: Eukaryota; Oomycota; Saprolegniomycetes; Saprolegniales; Saprolegniaceae. The record is from RefSeq and is a predicted model, not a curated record. Gene Ontology annotation, molecular function: calcium channel activity. Gene Ontology annotation, cellular component: membrane.
UUCGAACAAGUGGCCUUUCGGGUGGGAGGUUUUGGAUAUUGUGGCGGGAGAUGCAGCGCUUCACGAGCAAGCGGCGCAACCUCAACGUCGACGCGACGCUCGCGGCCGCGACGCUCGGCGAGUCGCCGCUCUCUUCACCGCUGCGAAAAGAGCAGCACCGACCUUCCGCGCACACGCCGCUCUCGCCCAACGGUCUCUUGUCGCCGCGCAACCUGCCGGCGAGCUUAGACCGCGUCCCGAGCGAGUAUGCGUCCAAAGCGACCUCGAGCCACGCAGGCGGCCACGGCUUUCUCGUCUACGGCGCGAUCGUGUCGUGCUUGAGCAUGGACCGCGGCGGCUUCCUCGCCGGCGACGGUCUCAUCACGUCCGAGGUGCGACUCGAGGGUCUCGUGCAGAGCUUAAAAGCCACGGUCGAGCUCGUUGACGCGCAGCUCACCGACCCGGGGGGUCAACGGGACGUCUAUGUUGUCGCGUGCCACACCAAGGACUGCCUCUUUGAAGUGCUGCCCAAGAUGGCGUACGAAGCCACCGCGGCGUUCGAGGAAGCCAAGGCAUCCGAGGAUGCGAGCACGACGUCGACCGGGUUCUCGGACGCCUUCUCCGAUCUCAAGUUCAAGAGCGAGUCGGAGCUCCGGCUCAACGCCAACGUCUACGACAAGCUGCACGGAACGCGCGUCAAGUACGGCCAGCUCAAAGACCAGACGGUGCAACUGCGGCACAUCAAGACGGGCAAGUACAUAACCAUGCAGCCAACAAGGGACAAGGAGACCCUCGAGGUGGUCUUGUCGGACGGCGCGGCGGCGUGCCAUCUCACAUUGCUACCGCGCUUCAAGCUUCGAAAGACUGGCGAGUCUGUCCAGCUCAUGGACCAAAUUGUGCUUGCGGCGAUGCACAAGGCGCAGCGAUUCUCGAUGCAUGUUUCGACCCGCAGCGCCAUUGACGGCGCGUCGACGCUCGUGCACGCGUCCGUGUCGCACUCGUCCCAGUGGCGCCUAUCGCCCUACGACCACUCGGAGAAGGACGUCUCGAGCGCAACGACGUACCAGCCCGACACGAGCCGCGGACUUCGAUCCGGGCUGUGCAUUCGACUGCUGCACUUGGAAACGAGCGCGUGGCUGGGCUGCGGCGGUGGCGCCGUGCACCUUCGAGCCGAGUCGAGUGCCACAUCCGACGCGUCCGACACCAACUCGCCCCUCUUGUCACCCGAAACGCUGUGGGAAGUCGAAAAGAGCUGCUUCCUCGACGGUGGCCUCUUGCACUGGACCGACAGCGUGUGCCUUCGUCACGUCCUUACCGGCCAGUACUUGCACGUGGAGAACACGGAGGCAGGGCUCCGAGUGGCCACGAACCCGGUGCCGCAGUCGUCGUACAUUCUACGCCCCACGACGCUGGUUAACCCGCGGUACCCCAUUGGUCACAAGAGCGCGGUGCUGCUCCAGCACGCGCAGACGCUCACCUACCUGCACACGCGAAGCAGCGCCCAUCUGCACGUCUCGUCGCCUCUCGUGACACUCUUGACGCCGCAAGACGAAGACGCGUUCAAGAUCGUGUCUGUCUCGUCCACGGAGCUCCACGAUACGCUGCGGCUGCUCGCCUACCGUACGCUCUGCGAGAGCUUCAUCGCGAGCUUUGCCAGCGCGUCGGGCGGGGACCCGCGCUUGGACGACGUCGAGCGCGUUCUGAGCCAGCUCAACACGUUUACGUUUCUCGACACGCAGACGCCCGACCACGUACUAUGGCUGCGGCAGACGCUCCUGCACCGGCACCAGUUUGUGCCGCUGCUCACGCGGAUGCUCGAGGCGCCGUUCGCAGCGUACGGCGGUCCGUUCUCAAUCGACUACGUCUGCGGGUUCCAGCCCACCGACGAGCCGAGCGACGGCCUCGAAGCUCUGCCCAACACCAACGGCUUUCGGUCGCCUGGGGGCGGGCGCUCAAGCUCUGGUGUCGCGCCGCCACCCCCGCCCGUCGAUAUGAGGCUGUUGCCUCUGUUUCAAUGGCCGCCGACUGCGAUGCGGCAGCUGCACCACGUGCUCUGCGCGAUCAACAUCCUCUUGUUUCGCAUGUUCUACAGCAGCAAAACGUCCGACACGUCGGCGUGCCGGCAUGCCAUGCCCGUCCUGCUCGCGCUCCUCGGACAUGGGUUCAAGGCGUCGGUGCCGCUCUCAUAUUUGAUCCAAGAGAAGUUCCACCUCUCCGAGUCGUUUGCGUCCUUCUCCGCGAUCGUCCGCAACUUCUUUGAUCUGAUUCGGCGCCACGGCAAGGCGAUGCGGUACCUGCAGUUCCUUGUCGUGCUCUGCUCGGCCAACGGCCACGCAGUCCCCAAGGUCCAGGAAAAAAUCUGCGAGCUGCUCUUCAACCCGAGCCACGGCUACUCGGACGCCGUCCUCGUGCACACGCGCCCGACGCCAUCGGGCCUCGAGCUCUGCGUCGACGCGAGCGCGGACCAGUGGGUCUCGCUCAGCACGUUCUUUGACGACUACUAUAGCCACAAGUCGCAUGCGACGCUCGCCCCGUACUUUUACGGCCUCCUGCAGCUUUACUGCGCGCUCUGUAUGGACCGCAACUACACGUGCAUUCGGUGCUUGGCCGGCAGCUUUCCGCGCGCGAGUCUCUUGGCGUGCGUGCAAGACGCUGCGCUCUCGCGGUCGAUCCGCGCGGUGCUUCUGAACCUCCUCGUCGCGCUGCACCUGGACUGCGAGCCGCAGACGCCGCUGCCGAGCCCCAACUACACGCGUAUCUGGAAAGAGGUGUUGUUGCACCAAGACAAGCUCCCGGUCGCGCGAGAUGGCAUGUACUCUGCCGACGACUGGGCCUUCUUUGGGCAGCUCCAGUCGCUCGCGAUGACGUACUUUCGCAAGCAAAAUGGACUCGUCAUCAUCACCGAGGCGGCACAGAACGACCUGACGUUAGCGUUUGUCCGGCUGUGUAAAAAAAUGGUGGCGUUCGGGCUCUUUCGGUCGAUCGCUGAACUCGGCGCGCUUGUGCUGGAGCUGGUCAAGCUCCUCGACAGCCGCACCGACUACUGGUACCGGCCGUCGACCAAGUCGCAUCGGGAGUUGGUCGACCCCACCGAGGUGAUCGUGUCGCCCACCUUCUUCCACCGGUCGUCCGAGUCGACGCGCUUUGACCUCCAGGCGCAGAACGCCAUCAUCCAGCAAACCGAGGGCGGCCAAGCCAUUCGGCGGGCGUCGCUCGAGCCCGCGCGUCUCGCAACAAAGAAGUCCCUCGAGCCAGCGUCCCCGCGCCGGCGUCGACGGUCGACCAACGCGCCCAAGCUCAAGGCGCCCGUGGAGCCUCCGAUGAAGACCAAGUUCCAAAUGACCGACCUCACGCAAGUGCUCAUGGAGAUCAAGGACGACAUUUGCGCGACACUGCUGCUUGUUGACGCGCUCCGCCUCGACGCGCAGAUCUCGACGGUGCUCGUGACGCUGGCGACCGAGCCGCCGUUCCACGCCCCCCGGUGGCGCCGAAGCGCGUCCAAGCCCCUCUCGACGCUGGCGCGCUCGAUGUUUGAGACACCGAACCUUCGCUGCCGCUACAGCCUCUCGGAGCUCGCGCACCGACCGAUCGACACGAUCUUGCUGCAAGCGCUAAUGUACGAGCACCCGCCGCUGGUGUCCAAGGCGCUCGAGCUGCUCAUGCAGCAGUUCAACCAGCACGAGCAGGUGACGAAAGCACUCGCCAACGUCCUCCUCCUCGUCAACGACGCGACCGUCGGCAUCUACAGCCAGCUCCAAGCCGACGUGCAGCGAUUGUGCCAUUUCGCCGAGACGACCGAAGUCUGGAUGAACCUCACGUCAACCGACGAUUUCAAUGUGGCGACCUCGGUCACGGGCCUUCUCACCUCCUUUACGGCGCUUCUGCAGUCGUCUGGGAUCGUGCCCGAGAUCCGGGAGCGCCGCCACAGCCUCACCAUUGGGCCGCCAAAGCCGGCGACGCAUUCAGCGAGUGCGCAUCAAGUCGAAGUCCGGCGCCUUCUCCGUAAUCUCAACGCCAUGCAGACGAUCUUCGACAUGCUGCGGGACGGCAACCACUUUUUCAAGAGCCAUUUUCCGUCCGUUCUAGGGGAUGCAAGCCGAGCGACAAGUCCGACGGCGCACGCGACGUCGAGCUUUAGCCGCCCGCAGCAGCAGGCCGCGCUGCGUCCCGUCUUUGUCGAAGCGCUGCGCUUCUUCUACGCGUUUGGCGCGGCCAACAGCAUGAAUGUAUCGCUGCUCGCCGAGCACACGCUGGCGCUUCUAGACCUCGUCGAGGAACUCGAAGAGGCGCAAGACGUACUGACGCUCAUCUACGGCAGCAGCGAACCCCUCUGCAAAACAGUUCCCGUCAAAGUCCUCCAGCACUUUCUCGAUCUCUGGCGCGUCGAGCUCGAGGUGCACCAGCAGCCCAAAGGGCGGUACGUUCACGCCCUCGAAGCGCUCGUCCGCGUCGGGGACGCGCCCGUGCCCGAGAACCAGCUCGUCGUUCUUCUCGAGCUUGUCAAGCCCGAGGUCGGGUACCUCCAGCUACUUAGCGCCUCGCCCGCCGGGUUUCUCACUCUCCUCGCCGAGACCAAGGUCGAGCCGAGCACGGAGCGAGACGCGGUCGUGACCUACCACCUCGACGUGCUGCACUUGCUCGCGUCCUGUGCUUUGGGAAAUGACGCACGGCUCAAAGACCUCUGCGCGUCGAUCCUGUCGCUCGACUCGCUUCUGAGCCUUCUGCACGUGGCGGCGUCGACCUGCGUCGGCAGUCUCCACGAGCAUCCGUGGCUCGGCAAUGUCGCCAUGGCGCUUGCUCGGUUUCUGAAGGAAGUCUACUUGACCUCGGAGGCGCCACCGUGGUCGCAGCAGCCGCAAGCCACCCACGAUCAGAUCGUAACGACGCUCGACACGCUGUUCGUCGAAUACACGUUUGCGCACCUCUGCUGCCUCCAGCAGAGGGACGCCGCCGCGCUGACACCGCCGCAGGCACAUGUCGUGUACGACGGCGGGCGUAUCUGGGUCGACGUGGCGUCGGCGUCUUACAAGAAGCUGGCGACUGACGAUCCGCCGUACGAGUCGCACCUUCUCACGUUGCUGCUGCCGGCGCUGCAAGCGUGCGUAGUCGAGCUCUCGGCUCCUGCGUCCGUGCUCAUCUCCCUCUACGAGACGCUGUUCUCGCUGCUCUCGACAGCCGUGACGGCCACGACGUUUGCGCAGCUCUCUCCGUCCGACCAAGACGCUCUCCUCGCCGCCGCACGGGUCCUCGACAAGCUUGCGUCGGCCCAGAACGACCCGAGCGCCCUUGAAAACCUCGCGUACGAAGCGUCGGCGCGCCCCAAGCGGCCGUACUUGGGCCAGAACCGCGUACUGCGCUCGAUUGUGCUUGGCGAAGCAAGCGCCAGAGAGACCCUUCGGGCGCUCUACGACCAGCUGCAGCACCCAGACGCAGCGAUGGCCUCACCGCCGAGAACGUCGCUGACAGCGCGGCCCAAAGACGCGCUGCACGUCUCGCGCUCGUCGCCCACCAAAGGGCUUGGACCGCUGCGACAGGCCACGACGCCGUUGUCACCACCGUCGCCGGUGAAAUCGCCGGCGCCACAUUCGCGCUGGCAAUCGUCGCUCGCGCGGUGUCGGCAGUUUUUGUCGCUGUCACCUCUGGACGCCGGGUGGGACGGCGCCAAGCAUGGCGGGAUGGUACCGGUGGUCGCAAGUGAAGACGGUACGGUCCUCGACACGUUUCUAGCGCUCGUCAAAGCGGACCCCGAGACCCAAGUCGCACGGUCGGCAGAGCUGCACGCGAUGAUGCAGCGCAUCUUGCACUUGGAGGACGCUCUUCGCGACGAAGCCGAGUCGAUUUCGGAUGUCCCCAAGUCGUCCUUGACCUUUGAUGACGUCAUCCUCAAGCUCAUCGAGCACUUCAAGCUGCUCAAGCACGCCAAGUAUGCCAAGAUGAGCGUCGCUCUUCUCGACAUCUUUUGUCAAAUGAUCAAGUCGCUCGAGCCGUCGCGACGCCAUGCGAUGCAGCAGAAGCUCGACAAGCUCGGCCUCACCGUGCUCGUGGUCAACAUCAUUAGCUCGACGACCGACAGAGUUGUCUUUGACCGCAGCAUCGCCCUCGGCAUCGCCCUACUCGACGGCAUGAACGCCAAAGUCCAAGAGAAUUUUUACGCAACGUGGACCGAGUCCAAAACGACCAAGUUCUUUGAGCGUCUCAAGCAUCGAAUGGACAGCGCGACGGACGAGGUCAAGACCGUCGCACAAGUGCCCGCGCUCGAUGAGCUGCCCCGGCCCCACUCGAUGGUCCUCCGGCUCUCGCACCAGGCGCGCAGCGGACGUCUCGAGCCGGCCGACGACGCACCGUAUGCGAGUAUCGUAGCGAUCUUUCGGUUCCUCCAGCUGCUCUGCGAGGGCCAUUACCUCCAUACGCAGCAGUAUUUGCUCGCGCAAGGGAGCACUGUGAGCAGCAUCAACCUCGUCGAAGCCACCACGUCGUUUCUUCUCGAGAUCUACCCGAGCCUCAACAGCGCCAACGUGCUGUUGUUCAAGCAGCUCUUUGACACCAUCACCGAGUUUUGCCAGGGUCCGUGUCAUGAAGCACAGGAGUGCGUCGCCAACUACAAGUUUAUUUCGGUUGUCAACGAACUGCUGGUCGUGACGUCGCUUCCCGAGAGCGACGCGCGUCUGCACAUGCGGCAGCUCAAAGGCGCGAUCGUGGUCUGCCUCCUGAGUCUCAUUGAAGGUCGGACCGAUGACAUUAUCCACGACCGGCUUGUCACCGAACUCAACUUUGACACGAUCAAGGACAACGUGGUCGAUGUCCACCGCUAUUUUCAAGAGACGUACCACGGUGUCUACGACGGCAACACGGCGUGCAGCACGGACGCAUUUCUGGCAUUGGGCUUCAACGUGCACAUUCUGAUCCAGCACCUCAUGGAAUACCAGCCGUCGCUCGGCAACACGCUCUUCCCCAAGCAGUCGGCGUCGCACUUGACGCAGCAAAAAGACGCGGCUUACGCAGUGGCGUACGCCUUCUUUGACGCCAAGUGCGCGCGCGUCGAGCUCGUGUGGCACCUUCGCGGCGUGCCGCAUUUGGUGCAGAUCUAUUUUCCCAUCCACCCGAUCUGCUGCUGCGUCACGCAGCGUUCGAAAGACCGGCUCAAAACCCACAUGCCAUUGGAUCCAAGCUCCAAGCUCAGCGCGUUUUUCGCCCACACGUCCAAUUUACUGCACGAGAUGGAGUACCAGAGCCAACUGCAGCAGCAGUUUCUGCUCGCGUGGCUGCUGCGCCAGACGCACCGCCUCCAAGUGCUCUCGUUCGUACUCGCCCUCCUCAUCAACCUCCUUGUCGUCACGACCUUGCGCGCUGACGCCAACACGUCGCAGCCGUACUCGGCCUGGCAGCGCGGCGCGACCACGGACGGACCUGGCAUUGACGCGCUAUUGACGGUCCUGGGGUCGAUCCAAGUCGCGCUUUGCACCACCGUCUUUGUGCUCUACGCGGUGCACACGGUGCCGCUGCUCAUCACGGAAGGCUGGCACGCCGAGAAACGCAAGCUCAAGAACACCAUCGGUGGCACAUCGACGCCGCACGCCCGCAGCGACGUCGACGCCGCCGAGUCGCUCCAGGACGUGGAGGACCUCCUGCGGCUUUUGGGCGACCGUGACGAAGACGUCCUGCGCACCAAGCAAGACCGGGUUCGCAACGUCGUCGUCUCAGUCCGGUUCCUUCUGCGGGACCCGCGGCUGGUGUACUAUGGUCUUUUGGUCAUGAUCCCGGUGCUGGGCACCUAUGUUCACGUGCAAUUCUUCGCCUUUCACGUCCUCGACAUUAUCAACCGGUCCCAGGAGCUCAAAAACGUCCUCAAAGCCGUGGUGCUGCCGGGCAAGUCGCUUCUCCUCAUCUUUGCCUUGUACUUGCUCCUCGUCUACAUCUUUGCGACAAUUGGGUUUUUCUACUUUCGGCCCGAUUAUACGCCAGAGACCAUCGCCAACCCGAAUGCACCGCAGCGCUGCAGCACGCUCUUCCUCUGCUUUCUCUCGUCCUUCGACUUGGCCUUCAAAAGCAACGGCGGCCUCGGCGGUUUCCUCCUGCCCCGGGCCCUCGGCACCGACCCGCUUGCGACGGGCCGUUUUGUGUUUGACAAUGCGUACAACAUCAUCCUCAUGGUCAUUUUGCUCAACAUAACCUUUGGCAUCAUCAUCGACACGUUCGCGACGAUCCGCACGUCGCACAAGGAGCGCGCCGAGGAGCUCCGGGACCGGUGCUUCAUCUGCUCGAUUGACGGCUACACGUUCGACCGGCUCACGAAGCGCGGGUUCGAGUACCACACGCGCCUCGAGCACAACAUGUGGCAUUAUUUGUAUCUCUUCGUGCACAUCAACAAGAAGGACUACACCGAGUACAACGGCAUCGAGCUCUACCUGGCCAUGAAGAUGGCCAAGAACGACGUGUCGUUCUUCCCCAACCACCGGGCGAUGGCCCUUGAGAAGGCCGACCCGACGCUCCAGCUCGUGCCCGACGACGAUGCUUCAGACACGAAUAAGAAGCCAAUGACGACGCCCGUGACGCUGAGCGACGCCAAGCGUGCGAGCACAGACCGCAAGCUCGAAGUCCUCGCCAAGAAGGAGGAUCCGGCCACAGCGCGUCUCGAGAAGCACCUCGACGCGCUCUUUGAGCAGCACGAAUCGCUGCGGGAACGGCAGAAGAGCAUCGAAGACGUCCAGCGCCAAGUGCUUGCGACGCAGCAAGCGAUUCUUGCGCUCCUCAACCAGAAUACUGCUUCGCCAGUCAAGCUCCAGCGCAAGUCCGAGCACUUUUUCCCAGAGUAAAAUAUCCUCUCUGACGACAAAAAGAUUGAUUGCAAGCGACAAUAAACAUCUAUCUA